CUAGUAAGUUCAGAUUUCUUUUUCAUUGCAGCAGUGUGAGACUGAAAGGUUAUGUCUUCACGGCUUCACAACAUGACUACCUUUGUUCCUCGUCUGUGUCUUUAUGUGCUGGGGGUAACUGUGAUGGUAGGACUGGUGGCACGUUGUGAUUUAAAUCGGUCUCAUUUUGGAGCUUAUUUACAUGGGGACAUUGUCUUUGGAAUUCUGGCAUCAGUUCAUUCUAAUAUAAAAGACCUUCAGGAUCGGACAUGUCCAGAAAUGUAUACUUGCAAAGACUUUGAUCUAAUACCAUUUGUGUCAUCUUUAGCUGCAAUUCACACAAUUGAAGAGAUCAAUAACUCUAGCUUUCUUCCUGGGAUUAAGCUUGGAUAUCUGAUAUGUGAUCCUUGUGCAUACGGGACCAAAGCUUUAGAGUGUGUGGAGCACAUGCUUGCUGUUGAUGGGUCACCUACAGUCCUCUCUGACUACUCAAACUUCACUUCACCCAUAAAAGCAUUCUUGGGUGAAAGAUACUCAGAACUGUCUAUUCCUGUGGCAAAACUACUCAGUCUCUACAUGAUCCCGCAGAUAAGUUCCACUUCUACUGCACCAGCACUGAGUGAUAAAUUACGCUAUGCAUCCUUCUUACGCGUUGUUCCAAGUGAUGUGUACCAGACUCAGGCACUGGUAAAGCUCAUGACACAUUACUCCUGGAACUGGGUUGGGGUGGUUACCCUUGAUGAUGAAUAUGGCAGAGCAGUCCUUGAGAACUUUUUGCAGGACGCACAAAAAGAACAGGUGUGCCUCCAGUUCCAUGAAGUGUUACCGAAUUACCUAGGUUUUCUAAACAUAGACGAGAAGAUAAAGAUGGUAGCUGAUCGUAUCGAAUCCUCAAAUGCCACAGCUGUUCUGCUUAUUCUAAGACCAGAACUUGUGCAGAUGCUCUUUAAGGAGAUGAUUAAGAGAAACAUUAGGCGGGUCUGGAUAGCUGGUGAUGCCUGGUCUACAACACACUUCUUAAUGAAGAUGACAGACAUUAACAAAGUGGGAGACAUAUUUGGUUUUACCUUUGUCACUGGGUACAUUCCUGGUUUUGAAGGCUACCUGCGGAACCUUAGACCAAGUCCAGGAGCAAGGAAUGAUUUCAUCAGUGAGUACAAACAAAUGUCAUCCAACUGCACCCAGAGUCAGCAAUCAAAGAACUCAUUUCUUUUGGAUUGCAAUGAGAUGGAUCUUCACAAUGUGGAUCUGACAGAGACUUAUGGUCAGAGAGUGGCAGUCUAUGCCAUUGCUCAUGCCAUCAAGAAACUUUUAAAAUGUGACAGCACUUCCUGUACUGAAGACACUAACUUCCUGCCUUGGAAGCUUAUAAGCAUUCUUCGUCAGAUGCGCUUCACCUUGGACAACGAGACAUAUUUCUUUAAUAAGGAUGGUGAUUUUGAAAACGGUUAUGAUCUCAUCACGUGGAAGAAGGAUGGUGAUAAAAGAGUACUUGAUGUGGUGGGAAAAUUCCUUAUAAGCAGUAACAACAUUGAUGUCUAUGAGGACAAAAUCUCAUGGUUUAACAACACGGUUCCUGAGUCCAGGUGUUCAAAGCGUUGUCCACCUGGCACAUACAAGCACAUAUUAAAUAUAACAUGCUGCUAUACCUGUACCGACUGUAGUGCUGGAUAUUAUUCUGACCAGGAGGAUCAACCAACCUGUACCAAGUGUAUAAAUGGAACUUCUCCUCCUAAUUCAGCGAAAUGUGUGGAAUGGAAGCUCGGGAUUUUGGAGUGGUCUGCAGCGCAUUCUAUUGUGGUGAUGAUUGGAACAGUAAUAGGCAUACUACUGUUAGUGUUCUCAAUUAUACUAUUCAUUAUAUACAGAAACCAUGAAACAGUAAAGAUCAACUUCAUUCUGUUAUGCAUCAUGGCAGUAGGUCUGAUUGUAAGUUUUGGAAGUGUAAUAGCUUUUUUAGGCAAUCCAAGCUCCCAUCAGUGCAUGGUACAACAGGCCAUGUAUGGUCUUGGAUUCACUCUCACUGUAUCAUGCAUUCUGGUUAAGGCCUUUGGCUCAUUCUUAGUCUUCAUGUCCUAUGACCCAAAUAGACAGCUUUUCUUAAGCAAGUUUAAUAGGGCUUUUGUCAACAUAGGCCUCCUUACUGGUGUUCAAGUCCUGAUUUGCCUCUUCUGGUUUAUAUUUGAUCCUCUCAAAGUUGAUGAAUACGCAACAGACCAUAUUACCAUGAUCCGUCUGUGCACUCAAGGGUCUACAUUUGUUGGCUUUGCCAUGAUGCAUAUAUACAUUGCUGUUCUAGCUAUACUUUGUUUCUUUUUGGCCUUCAAAGUGAGAACAAGAGAGACUGAGCCUACAGUCUUCAGCAUGCUCUUUCAUUUGUUUGCCUGGCUUUGUGCUAUUCCACUCUUUGUCACACUAAAGGAACAACGACCCACUAUCCAGCUCUCUGCCAUUAUGGUCUCCAACUACGGAGUCAUGCUCUGCCACUUCACUCCAAGAUGGUACAGGAUAUUAUCUGAAAAUACAUUGAAGCGAACUAAAUCCCAACAAGUGUCUUUAUGUACCAAAGGGGAAUUACAAGAGUCUUCAUCAACAUACACCGAUCAGUAAUAGCAUUAAAACCACCUGCCUAAAAUUGUUUAGGUCCCCCUUGUGCUGCCAAAGCAGCUCUGACCCAUCGAGGCAUGGGCUCCGCAAGACCUUUGAAGGUGUGCUGUGGUAUCUGACACCAAGACGUUAGCGGCUGAUCUUUUAAGUCUUGUAAGGUGAGGCCUCCAUGGAUCAGACUUGUUUGUCCAGCACAUCCCACAGAUCCUCAAUCAGAUUGAGAUCUUUGGAAUGCAUUUUACUUAAUAUUGUUUUCUUAACAAUAAAUUAGUGACACAAGUCAUGUAAUUUUAUUGACAUCAGUAACUAAUCAAAUUACAUAAAUUUAAAAUGUAAUGUGUUACUUUACUGCGUUAUCAGAGAAAGUCAUUGGAAUACAGUAACACGGUACACCAACUCUGGAAAUUAUUAAGAACACUAAUCUACCAUUAAAUAACUGCGGGACUCUGGAUAUAACAGGAUCCUCAAGUACUCGGCCUACAUUCAGACAGGGCGGUAUCCCUGGAAAUAAUGCCGGUGUAUGUCGCUUAUAUAUGCGCUCGGCAUGGAGCCAGUUUCACAGUAACAAUAUUAUAUUCAUAAGGAGUAUAUUCUUUUUAUAUAAUAAUAAUAAUAAUAUUCCAAAGAAGUAAAUGAUCUUAAAACAGAAUAUAUUUCUCAAGGCACACUAAUUGUAUAUCUAGUUCCACUAACAGGGGUAACGGGUAUUUUCAUGCUUGUAGAUAGUAUUAUUAACAAAGUGUGACUUAUAAAAUCAAUACAGUAGUAGUUGCAGGUCACAAAAACAAUGUUUAUCAAAAGUCAUAUCAUUGCAGGAUUUUAACUGUAUUGAAUAUCUUUGGUCUGAAUUGAAAAGCACAAACAUAAUAUGUAACGCCUCUUGAAAUGCUGUGCAUAGAGGACAAAAUCUAAGAUCCUUCAUCAACCUUAUUAAACAGUAUAGGAAGAGAUAUUUAAAAUAACAGUAUACAGCAUUUCAUUGUACUUAAAUGUCACAGUAUGAGUAAUUACUCUUUUUUUUGUAUUAUAUUUUCCAUGAAGGGUGCUAAUAAUUGUGUGGUGUUUUUCAUUUACAUGAAGUGCAGUAAAUCUGAAAACAGUGUUUGCCUUUAUUGUAUGAAACAGUUAUUGCAUAAUUAAAGUUUUUGGAUAUUAUUGAAAAUCUUUUUUUCUGUGCUGAAACAUGUUCAUUAUUUGUACACAUGUCGCAUAAAUACAGUAAACAGUUUAAAAUAUUUUCUUUUAUAUGCCACAAUCAAGUCUCAGGGAUCACAUUUUUCCCCCAUUCUGAUGUUUGAUGUCAACAUUAAAUGAAGUUUUUAAGUUUUUAAC
This is a messenger RNA of Ictalurus punctatus (channel catfish), 3918 nucleotides long. RefSeq names its product G-protein coupled receptor family C group 6 member A. Lineage: Eukaryota; Metazoa; Chordata; Actinopteri; Siluriformes; Ictaluridae. Gene Ontology annotation, cellular component: membrane. The transcript has 6 exons. Gene Ontology annotation, molecular function: G protein-coupled receptor activity. The coding region runs from base 52 to 2589 and encodes 845 amino acids. Gene Ontology annotation, biological process: G protein-coupled receptor signaling pathway. The record is from RefSeq and is a predicted model, not a curated record.